Molecule: messenger RNA, 1140 nt
Organism: Cladocopium goreaui
Lineage: Eukaryota; Dinophyceae; Suessiales; Symbiodiniaceae
Source: the annotation of a GenBank genome assembly
UUGAAGUUUUGAGCCAUGGGCCCAAAGAGGCACAUGUCAUUACCCUUGAAGCGGCUCUUGGCCAUACUGGCGCUAGCGCUGGCGCCCACCUUCGUGGCCAUUUGUUCCGUUGCCACCCCACCCCAUGGCAGGCUGACGCGGAGGCGACUGUCCCUUCGUGCUGGGACCGUGGCGGAGGUCCCAGCGAAGUCUUUGCUGCCUAUCUCCAUGUCUGUCUUCGUGCAGAUGCUCGGAGAAGGCAUUGCUAUCUCUACAAUUCCUCUGCAUUUGCUGAGCUUUGGGGCAUCCCCUUUGCAGGUGGGCCUUGCCACUUCGUGUUUCUCAGUGGCUCAAAUGAUUUGCUGCCCCAUCCUGAUCAGUGCUUCUAGCAGAUUGGGUCGUCUUCGUGUGCUCAGGGCCUGCCUAGCUGGUGCAGCCUUUGCUUCGCUGCUGAUCUCUAUCUCAAGUAGCAUCGUGGGCAUUCUAUUUGGACGACUUCUAGCGGGUGCUUUUGCUGCCUCUGUACCUGUCGCUCAAGCAGCAGUCACCGAUAUUGUGUCCGAUGGAGCAGCUACUGCCUUAAGCCGAGUGGCUGCUGCUGCUCAGCUGGGUGUGGUGGUUGGCCCUGCCGUCUCAGCCUUCGUGGCAGCAUUGCUUGGCAAGACCUUUGGUUGGCCAACAGAGCUCUGUGUGCGCGGCGUCUUUGGCGGCAUCGGAUUGGUGGCACUGAGUGUCCUGGGCAUCUCUCUAGCCCUGGCUCCAGGUGGGCUCACAACGGCAACAGAAGCCACGAAAGCCACGAAAGCCACAGCAGGUGAUCCCUCCACGUCGUGGAGCUUGGCUCAACCCUUACUGCGGAUGGUGGCAGUGACCAUUGCAUGGUCGUUAACCUUGAUGGUCAGCACCUACGCCAUGUUUGCAAACCGCUGCCUAGGUUACAACCAGCAAAAGCUGAGUUUGAUCUUCUCUACUGGAGCAGCAGCAACUGUCACGACACAGUUGUUCUUGUUCCCAGUCCUGGUCAGUUUUUGGGGCCCAAACAUCACUUGCUUUUUGGGCAUCAUAUUCGUGGCUAUCGGGCUCAGUGGUUUCUCCCUGUGUUGGCAUCAACCAGGCCACACAGUGGGAAAUUGGAAUGCAUUGUUUUCCAUUUCAAAAUGA